Lemur catta (Ring-tailed lemur) is the source of this 5482-nucleotide messenger RNA. RefSeq names its product homer scaffold protein 1 (gene HOMER1). Gene Ontology annotation, molecular function: G protein-coupled glutamate receptor binding. Lineage: Eukaryota; Metazoa; Chordata; Mammalia; Primates; Lemuridae. The transcript is spliced from 9 exons. Gene Ontology annotation, biological process: regulation of store-operated calcium entry; G protein-coupled glutamate receptor signaling pathway. Gene Ontology annotation, cellular component: dendrite; plasma membrane; postsynaptic density. The record is from RefSeq and is a predicted model, not a curated record. Bases 1127 to 2191 code for a protein of 354 amino acids.
AGGAACAGGGGUCGGGGCGCUGGAGCGGCGGCUCAACCACAGCUCGGAGCCCCGCUCUCCUGCCCGCGACGCGGGGUCAGCCUCCCACCUCGGCUCGGGCGGGCGCCCGUCGACCCUUCAGCCCCCUCCGCUGGCUGCUCGGCCCGCCCCGGAGCUGGGGGCAGGGUGCCAGGGGAAGCGUGGGGCUCGGCUCUCUGAUUCAUUCAUUCUCCGCCGACGGGAGCCCAGACCCGCUGUGCUCUGGAGAGAGGAGGGAAGAGGGGGCAGCCGCGAAUGAAGGGCCGGGCGCGAGCCGGGCUCCAUUGUGCUCGGCGGCGGGAGGCGGGAAGGGGCUGAGGGAGGUGGGAUCGGGCCCCCUCCCCCAGCUCCCCGGCGUGUGCUGCGCCCCCAGCCUGCUGCCAGCCUGGAAAUGGCUCCGUUUAUUCUCCUCGGGAGAAUGAAUCGAUCCUGCCCAGCCUUCUCUUCUUCCUCCCCACCUCUUCUCUGCUCCGAGUCUUAGGAGAAAAAUUAAAAAGAUUCCAAUGUGGAGUGCCGUGCACGUCGCGAGCUGCCAGGUUUGCACUUCGAGGAGAUUUUUCUAUAUAAUUUUUUUCUAACGCGAGCAUAGGGAAGCAGUGACAUUACUGCUUUUAGGAUUUUUUAUUCAAGUGCACGUCGCGUUUGGUUGCACGCUCCACCCCCCAGGGACUUGGUGUGGUGGAGAAAUUUGAACCCGCAGCCUUAGCACCGAAAAGGCCGAGUUACCUGGCUCUCCCUGAGUGCCGAGGAGAACAUGAGCGAAAUGACCGGCGAACUCAUUUUUUAUAGGACUCCAUGAAGCUGGAUUCUGCGUUUUCCUACAUGUAAGACUCUUUUUUGUGGAAUAGAGAUCGGCUGCCGUCUCCUCCGCGCUACAUUUUAGCUCUAAUAAGCAAAUGCCGCCUCUGUUUGAACGUUUGCGUAUUUACAAGAGAGAAAUCAUUUUACCUAAGAGAACUAAUUGAAUUGUCAGCAUCAUUCAAAUACCUCCGGAAAAGGAUCUCGGGGGGUGGAAAAGCAACUGCGAAAUAGCAGACGGAGAAAUUCCUUUGGAAGUUAUUCCGUAGCGUAAGAGCUGAAACUUAGGAGCAAGUUUUCAUUGGGCAAAAUGGGGGAACAACCUAUCUUCAGCACUCGAGCUCAUGUCUUCCAGAUUGACCCAAACACAAAGAAGAACUGGGUACCCACCAGCAAGCAUGCAGUUACUGUGUCUUACUUCUAUGACAGCACAAGAAAUGUGUAUAGGAUAAUCAGUUUAGAUGGCUCAAAGGCAAUAAUAAAUAGCACCAUCACCCCAAACAUGACAUUUACUAAAACAUCUCAGAAGUUUGGCCAGUGGGCUGACAGCCGGGCAAACACUGUUUACGGACUGGGAUUCUCCUCUGAGCAUCAUCUUUCGAAAUUUGCAGAAAAGUUUCAGGAAUUUAAAGAAGCUGCUCGACUAGCAAAGGAAAAAUCACAGGAGAAGAUGGAACUUACCAGUACACCUUCACAGGAAUCAGCAGGCGGGGAUCUUCAGUCUCCUUUGACACCAGAAAGUAUCAAUGGGACCGAUGAUGAAAGGACACCUGAUGUGACACAGAACUCAGAGCCAAGGCCUGAACCAACUCAGAAUGCAUUGUCAUUUACACAUAGUGCAGCAAUCAGCAAACACUGGGAGGCUGAACUGGCUACCCUUAAAGGAAAUAAUGCCAAACUCACUGCAGCUCUGUUGGAGUCCACUGCCAAUGUGAAACAAUGGAAACAGCAACUUGCUGCAUAUCAAGAGGAAGCAGAACGUCUGCACAAGCGGGUGACUGAGCUUGAAUGUGUUAGUAGCCAAGCAAAUGCAGUACAUACCCAUAAGACAGAAUUAAAUCAGACAAUCCAAGAACUGGAAGAGACACUCAAAGUGAAGGAAGAGGAAAUAGAAAGAUUAAAACAAGAAAUUGAUAAUGCCAGAGAACUACAAGAGCAGAGGGACUCUUUGACCCAGAAACUACAGGAAGUAGAAAUUCGGAACAAAGACCUGGAGGGACAACUGUCUGACUUAGAGCAACGUCUGGAGAAAAGUCAGAAUGAACAAGAAGCUUUUCGCAAUAACCUGAAGACACUCUUAGAAAUUCUGGAUGGAAAAAUAUUUGAACUAACAGAAUUACGAGAUAACUUGGCCAAGCUACUAGAAUGCAGCUAAGGAAAGUAAAAUUUCAGUGCCAAUUGAUUAAAAGAUACACUGUCUCUCUUCAUAGGACUGUUUGGGCUCUGCAUCAAGAUUGCACAAAAAAUUUGAAUAUCACUCCUCCAGGAGGAGGAUCUUUUGAAAAUUGGAAUUGUAUAUUUCAGUGUAAAUUUUAGAAUUCAGCUUGUAGCUAGUUGGGGAUAAAACGAGAUGAAAAACUUGAACUACAAAUUACCUCCAUGUAUAUUAUUGGCCAUAGUUAACUAGAAAGUUAUAAAUAGACACUUAAUGCAAUCCUUUUUUCUGAUAUUAGCCAAUGGGAGAAUUAACAAUGUCUGGGUCACUUCCCCUUUUUAUGUUCAACACAGUGAGGGUUAUCUGCUUUUUAAAUUAAUUUAUUUACGAUAUCUAGAGCUGUGUUUUGUGCAGAAACUUAGUGAUGAAAGCCCUGUCUUUUGUUGUAAUCUGAAUAAUUUCUCAGGAUAUUUUUGCACUGCUGAAAAGCAGUGCCAUUACCAAUUAAUUCUUGCCAGGAGUGAGAGAGAGCCGCAUCUUUAAUUGAAAUAUACUAUAACUGGGUGUAUAGAGUUCUUCCCUUUUUUUGUGCUGGAAGAUAUUUCACUCUGGUGACUAUUCUAGUACACUCUGGUGUUCUCUAAUCUUGUCUGUUGUAUAGUUUACUUUUCCAUAUUGAUUCCAUGUAUUUAUGAGAAGAUAUUGUCUCCCAUUUUAUUACACAUUUUAAAGCCAAUUAACGAAGGCAGCUGAGUCCCUCAGAAAUUUUUCUUUUUAAAUUUCUAAUAAAUUUGACACACAGUACUGAAAUACAGCAGCCCGUCCUUGACGGUCUGGUCUAGCAAUGUUAAGUAUAUUUACAGAAUAUGCAGUUACAUUUAUUUAUGUAUUUUGCAAGAAAUUUUUUCUGAAUGAUCAAUGCAUUUCAAUUUAUGAAUAAUAAUGGUUAUCGGGGAACUGUUUAUUAUAGAUAAUUUUAAGGUGUAUAGCUAUUUUAAAGAGGAUCCAUUUACAUCAAACAGCCGAUCAGAGGACUAUAUCUGAAUUGUGAUGGUGGCAGAUGGAGAUGGAGUCGUGUGCUCUGUCUGAGUCUUCACAUCAAUCACAUCUUUAUUCAAACCUUACAAGGCAAUAUCCUGAACUGUUAACUAGGCAUUUCAAAACAGGAAUUAAAUUCAAUUCAAUAGGCUCUUCUCAGUGAACAGGUUUUAAUGUUGUUUUGAUGUAAUUUUAAAAGACUUUUAGCAAACAUGCAUUUCUUUAUAUGAUAUAUUUCUUUUAUGAAGCUAUUUUAAAAGUAAGCCGAGUGCUGUCUAGUCUGCUUAUGGAGUAGGAAUUGCAUCAGAGUACAUAUAUUCUUGCUGUUCUAUGCCUGUGAUGUUGAGGAGGGUCUUUUUUAAAGUGUAUGCUUGAGUAUCUGACUCUAUGGAGUCUAUAAAUGCACUGAAUUUUGUUUGUACCCCAAAAUGAUUGAAUUGUUAAGUACAAAAUUAAGCUAAUGAAUCAAUUUGUAGCCAUUUUUUUUCACUCAUAAACAGCUACUCAACACUAGACAAUUCUGUUUUACAUGUAUGUGUAUGUAUGUAAAUACAUACAUAUUAAUUUAUAUGAGAGUGAAAAAUAAAUGAUUUGUUUUUAAAGUUAGUUUCUAAAGUGAGUUUUCAGAUGUUUCUGAAAAGUUUAUAACAGACACUUAAUCAUCAUGUAUUAUAUGUGCUAUAACAUCAUGUAAGUUACCUCCAUCUAUUUUAGGAUAUUUUCCUCACCUAUUUAUUAUAGGGAGAAUAAUAGAGAUACACAUGCUCAGAGCUGAGAUAUUUCUCUGGUAAAUCAGGUAAUAAAAUUUAUUUGAUUGAUGGAAUUUUGAAGUAGAUGUGAUUUUAUCCAUCAGUUUCUGAGUAACAAAGAGCACCAGGUUUUAAUUUAAAUAGGGGCUUUAACACUAGGGAUCAGGGAAUUUAGUUAUGAAGAGUUAAAAAAAAUUUAAAAAACAGUGUAAGCUGUUGAAAUGAUAAGUGAAUUAUUUUAAUGAUGUAAUAAAAUAUUUUUAAAUUUUGACAUAGUGGUCAUUUAAUGGGAAAAUAACUCAACAAAAUGUCUCCACUUGAAUUGUAUUGAUAAUGUGAGACAUAUGUGUAAUUCAAUAUAUACAUAUACCCAUAUGUAUAUACAGAAAAUUAUUUUUAAUAUUUUCCUACUGAUAUGAAAUUUAACAUUCGAAAUUUUGUGAGUGUUUUCCUUGUCCAAUAGAGACUAAUUGUUUCUUUUUUUAGUGAUUUAACAAUUUCUUGAGGGCUGCACCUUUAAAUUCCCAGAUUGUCAAUAGACAUGUACAGUAUAUGGGAUAAGGUGGACACAAGUGCACAUAUAAAUAGAAUCUUCUUAAGACUAUUUUAAACAUUCAUUUACAGUAGGAAAAUAUCUAGAAAUCAUCAUCUACAAGUCAUAAUUAGAUUGUGUGCCUACUGUAGUUUUUUCCAUUUCUGUAUUAUAUAAAUAAACAUUUGCAUAUUAAAAUUUGAUUUUCCCAGAGACAAGUAUUAUAUAAUGUAUCUAUAUUUAGAUGAAACUGUGGUAAUAUAUUUGUCAGAAAACAGCGUUGGGGACUGUAGCCUGAACAUGUGGACUUGAAGUGACACGAAGGAGAGCAAAGGUUGAUCCCAUUGUGUAUAAGUUAUUCUAUAAGAACUAUGAAUCCUUGUACAAAAACAAAAACUGAAAGAAAAAAAAAGAAAAACAAAAAUACAGUUUUUAUUUUGAAAUACAUUUGUUGUUCUCUGGAGAAUGUACUUUAUCUUUUUUUCCUUCCAGUCUUUUACAGAUACUUAAAAGCAUUUAAAUGAUGACAGCAUUUACUUAAAUCUUACAGGUGCUACUGGAUUUUGCAUUAGUAUGUUAUGUUGUGAAAUCCUAACUUUGACAUAAAAGGUUUUAUAAGUAUUUCCCUGCCUGGAAAAUUAGUUUUUGUUUCUUUCUCUUCUUCCCUCUCUUUCUCUCUCUCUCUCUCUCUCUCCUCCCCACCCCUCAUUUCUCCUUCUCUCCCCAUUUCUCUCUGCAGACUAAAAAAUAUUCACGAAGUUGCAUCCCACUUUGUCCCUGUAGAAGACCUCCAGCACCAUCAUACAUUGGAUGUUUUGCUGUCAUUGAACUGUUGGGAAGCAGUUGGAGGAAAAAUUUCACACUUUUUUUCCCCCAGGUGGAACUAAAAGGGACACUCAAAGUCUAGCUGCCGCCACUACGCUCUUUUAAAGCUCGUUUCUUUGCCCUGUUGAAAUUAAAUUUAUUCAUUAA